Pipra filicauda (Wire-tailed manakin) is the source of this 10498-nucleotide messenger RNA. It is a transcript of the gene CELSR2, whose product is annotated as cadherin EGF LAG seven-pass G-type receptor 2. Gene Ontology annotation, biological process: G protein-coupled receptor signaling pathway; homophilic cell-cell adhesion; cell surface receptor signaling pathway. Gene Ontology annotation, cellular component: plasma membrane. The coding region runs from base 42 to 9683 and encodes 3213 amino acids. Gene Ontology annotation, molecular function: G protein-coupled receptor activity; calcium ion binding. The record is from RefSeq and is a predicted model, not a curated record. NCBI's taxonomy places the organism in Eukaryota, Metazoa, Chordata, Aves, Passeriformes, Pipridae. The transcript has 35 exons.
UGGGCACCGGCACCGGCACCGGCACCGGGGGGGCAGCGGCCAUGGGCCUUCCACCCGCCCGCCGGGCCGCGCAGCCGCUGCUCCCGCUGCUGCUGCUGCUGCUGCUACUGCCGCCGCCUGCACCGGGACCCGCCACCGGCAUCGCCAUCGCCACCGGCAUCGGCUCUGCCGCCAGCAUCGCCACCGACACCGGCAUCGCCACCGGGACCGAGACCGGCAUCAGCUCCGCCACUGGGACCGGCAUCGGCUUCGCCACCGGCACCGGCAGCCGGAGCGGCACCGGGAUCCGCCCCCGCCUUCCCGACGCGCUGCCGGCGCCGCUCCAGGCUCGCCGCGGCGGCACCGGGGACAGCGGCGGCUCCGGCGGCACCGGGGACAGCGGCGGCACCGGGGACAGCGGCGGCUCCACACGGCCCCCGCCGAGCGAUGGGACCGCACCGGGCUCCGGGAGGGACGGCGGCGGCGUUUGGGGGUCCCGAGGCACCGGCGGCACCGGCGGUACCGCGGGCGUCAGAGGCACCGCGAGCACCGGCGUCACUGGAGCCACGAGGAAUGCUGGAGACACCAGGAACCCUGGAGGCGCUGGGGAUGCUGGAGGCGCUGGGGACGCUGGAAGCGUCAGGGACGCUCCUGGAGGCACCGGGGAUACCGGAGGCGCAGGGGAUACUGGAGGAACUGGAGACACCAGGAGCACCCAUGUCCUCAGGGACAGCGGGAGCGCCGCGGAUACCGGACACACCAGGAACACUGGCGUCCUCUCAGACAGCAAGAGCGCCGGGGCCAUGCUGAGCGCUGGGGGGGCUGGGGGCACUGGGGGCACCCCAGUCCUCAGGGACAUCAGGGAUACUGGAUGCACUGGGGAGACUGGGAGAGACACUGGAAGCACCGGGAAAGUCCCCAGGAGCAGCAGAGACACUGGACAUAAUGAGGAGACUGGGAAAGUCCCCAGGGACACUGAGAGCACCAGAGAAGUCCCCAGGGACACCAGGAACUCUGGGAAUACUGGGCAUGCUGGGGGCACCAACAUCCCCGGGGACACUGAGAGCACCAGGGAAGUCCCCAGGGACACCCGGAACACUGGGAAUACUGGACACACUGGGUGCACCAACAUCCCCAGGGACACCGAGAGCACCAGCAAAGUCCCCAGGGACACUGGGAAUACUGGACAUGCUGGGGGCAACAACAUCCCCAGGAACACCAGGAACACUGGGAAUACCAGACACACUGGGGACACCAGUGGCACAGGGGACACGAUGGGCUCCAGGGCUGUUGAGGACCCCCAGAUCAGGGCAGCCCCCGGACCCCCCAUGCUCCGCCCCCGCCGGAGCCCCAAUACAGCACCGCAGUUCCAGCCUUCCAGCUAUCAGGCCACGGUGGAGGAGAACCGGCCCGCGGGGACACCGGUGACACAGGUGACGGCGCAGGACCCUGACGAGGGCGAGGCAGGGCGGCUGCUCUAUGCCAUGGCCGCACUCUUUGACAGUCGCUCUGACGCCCUGUUCGCCGUGGACCCCGUGACAGGUGCCAUCACCACGGCGGCGCCGCUGGACCGCGAGAGCAAGAGCACCCACGUGUUCCGCGUGACAGCGGCCGACCACGGCGCACCCCGGCGCAGCGCCAUGGCCACGCUCACCAUCACCGUGGGCGACGCCAACGACCACGACCCGUCCUUUGAGCAGCCUGAGUACCGUGAGAGCGUGCGGGAGAACCUGGAGGUGGGCUAUGAGGUGCUGACCGUGCGGGCCACUGAUGGCGAUGCCGGACCCAACGCCAACGUGCUCUACCGGCUCCUCAAUGCCGGCGGCGCCAACGAGGUCUUCGAGAUCGACCCCCGCUCCGGCGUCAUCCGCACACGCGGCCCUGUGGACCGGGAAGCGGUGGAUGCCUUCGAGCUGCUGGUGGAGGCGGCGGACCAGGGCCAGGAACCCCGCAGUGCCACAGCCACCGUGCGCAUCGCGGUGGAGGAUGACAACGACAAUGCGCCGCAGUUCAGCGAACGGCGCUACGUGGCACAGGUGCCCGAGGAUGUGGUGCCCAAUGCAGCUGUGCUGCGGGUGACGGCCACUGACCGCGACAAGGGCAGCAACGCCCUGGUGCACUACAGCAUCGUCAGCGGCAACACUCGUGGCCACUUCUACAUCGAUGCCCAGACAGGCGCCCUGGACGUCAUCACUCCCCUGGACUUCGAGGUCACCAAGGAGUUCACGCUGCGCAUCCGGGCACAGGAUGGCGGCCGCCCGCCCCUCUCCAACAUCAGCGGAUUGGUUACCGUGCAGGUGCUGGACGUCAACGACAAUGCCCCCAUCUUCGUCAGCACGCCCUUCCAGGCCACCGUGCUGGAGAACGUCCCUGUGGGCUACUCCGUCAUCCACGUGCAGGCCAUCGAUGCCGACUCAGGGGACAAUGGCCGGUUGGUUUACACCCUGCUGGAGACCGGCGCUGGCUUCCCCUUCACCAUCAACAAUGGCACCGGCUGGAUCGUGGUGGCCUCCGAGCUGGACCGGGAGGCCAUGGACUUCUACAGCUUCGGUGUGGAGGCGCAGGACCAGGGGACACCCCCCAUGGCCUCCACGGCCAGCGUCAGUGUCACCAUCCUGGAUGUCAAUGACAACAGCCCCGAGUUCACCCAGAGGGAAUACGGUGCCCGCCUCAACGAGGAUGCGGCAGUGGGGACAAGUGUCCUCACCGUGUCUGCCGUCGACCGCGACGCCAACAGCGUCAUCACUUAUCAGAUCUCCAGCGGCAACACCCGCAACCGCUUCUCCAUCACCAGCCAGAGCGGUGGGGGGCUCAUCUCGCUUGCCCUGCCCCUGGACUACAAGCUGGAGCGACAGUACCUGCUCACUGUCGCAGCGUCCGACGGCACCCGCCAGGACACCGCCCUGGUGGUCGUCAACGUCACCGAUGCCAACACCCACCGUCCUGUCUUCCAGAGCUCUCACUACACUGUCAACAUCAACGAGGACCGGCCGGUGGGCACCACGGUGGUGGUGAUCAGCGCCACGGAUGAGGACACCGGGGAGAACGCCCGCAUCACCUACCUGAUGGAGGACAGCAUCCCCCAGUUCCGCAUCGCCACCAACACUGGCGCCGUCACCACCCAGAUGGAGCUGGACUACGAGGACCAGGUGUCCUACACCUUGGCCAUCACAGCGCGGGACAAUGGCAUCCCCCAGAAAUCCGACACCACCUACCUGGAGAUCCUGGUGAGCGAUGUCAACGACAACGCGCCGCAGUUCCUCCGCCACUCCUACCAGGGCUCCGUCUACGAGGAUGUCCCCGCCUUCACCAGUGUUCUGCAGGUCUCCGCCACUGACCGCGACUCUGGGCUCAACGGCAGGGUCUUCUACACCUUCCAGGGGGGCGACGACGGCGAUGGUGACUUCAUCAUUGAGUCCACCUCAGGCAUCGUCCGCACUCUGCGCCGCCUGGACCGGGAGAACGUGCCGCUCUACUCCCUGCGGGCCUUCGCCGUUGACAAGGGGGUGCCAGCGCGACGGACGCCGGUGGAGAUCCAGGUGACGGUGCUGGACGUCAAUGACAACCCACCUGUCUUUGAGCGCGACGAGUUCGACAUCUUCGUGGAGGAGAACAGCCCCAUCGGGCUGGUGGUGGCCCGGAUCACGGCCACCGACCCCGACGAGGGCACCAACGCCCAGAUCAUGUACCAGAUCGUGGAGGGCAACAUCCCGGAGGUCUUCCAGCUGGACAUCUUCUCCGGGGAGCUCACGGCACUGGCCGACUUGGACUACGAGGCCAAGGCCGAGUACGUCAUGGUGGUCCAGGCCACGUCGGCGCCGCUGGUCAGCCGGGCCACCGUGCACGUGCGGCUGCGCGACGCGAACGACAACAGCCCCCAGCUGAAGAACUUUGAGAUCCUCUUCAACAACUACAUCACCAACCGCUCUGGGAGCUUCCCUGGUGGUGUCAUCGGCCGCAUCCCAGCCCACGACCCUGACGUGUCCGACCGCCUCACCUACGCCUUCGAGCAGGGCAACGAGCUCAACCUGGUGCUGCUGGACCCCCAGAGCGGGGAGCUGCGGCUCAGCCCUGCCUUGGACAACAACCGCCCGCUGGAGGCCGUCAUGAGGGUCUCUGUGUCCGACGGCGUGCACAGUGCCAGCGCGCAGUGCGUGCUGCGGGUGACGGUGAUCACGGAUGAGAUGCUCAGCAACAGCAUCACCCUGCGCUUGGCCGACAUGUCGCAGGAGCUCUUCCUGUCGCCGCUGCUCGGCCGCUUCCUCGAGGGGGUGGCGACCGUGCUGGGCACCCCCCGGCACCGCGUCGUGCUCUUCAACAUCCAGGCAGAUACGGACGUGGGGCCGGCGCGGAUCCUCAACGUGAGCUUGUCGGCGCUGCUGCCGCCACCCGCGGCCUCGCGCUUCUUCUCCUCCGAGGAGCUGCAGGAGCGGCUCUACCUCAACCGCUCACUGCUGGCGGCCAUCACGGCACAGCGGGUGCUGCCCUUCGAUGACAACGUGUGCCUGCGCGAGCCCUGCGAAAACUACAUGCGCUGCGUGGCCGUGCUGCGCUUCGACAGCUCCGCGCCCUUCCUGGCCUCCGACACCAUCUUGUUCCGGCCCAUCCGACCUGUGCCGGGGCUGCGCUGCCGCUGCCCGCCUGGCUUCACCGGCGACUACUGCGAGACCGAGAUCAACCUGUGCUACUCCAGCCCCUGCGGUGCCCACGGGCGCUGCCGCAGCCACGAGGGCGGCUACGCCUGCGAGUGCCACGAGGACUUCACCGGGGAGCACUGCGAGCUGAGUGCCCGGGGGGGCCGCUGCACGCCGGGGGUCUGCCGGAAUGGGGGCACGUGCCUGAACCUGCUGGUGGGGGGGUUCCGGUGCCAGUGCCCCCCCGGGCACUACGAGAAGCCCUUCUGUGCCAUGAGCACCCGCAGUUUCCCCCCCAAAUCCUUCCUCACCUUCCGUGGGCUCCGCCAGCGCUUCCACUUCACCCUCGGCCUCACGUUUGCCACGCGGGAGCGGGAUGGGCUCCUGUUGUACAAUGGACGUUUCAACGAGCGCCACGACUUCGUGGCCCUGGAGAUCGUGGGGGAGCAGCUCCAGCUCACCUUCUCCGCAGGUGAGACCACCACCACCGUGUCCCCGUUCGUGCCUGGGGGUGUCAGUGACGGGCAGUGGCACCGGGUGCAGCUGCACUACUACAACAAGGCCGUUAUGGGGCGCUCGGGGGUCCCACAGGGCCCCUCGGAGCAGAAGGUGGCCGUGGUGGCAGUGGACGACUGUGACACGGCCAUGGCACUGCGCUUUGGGCACCGCCUCGCCAACUACUCCUGCGCGGCCCAGGGCACCCAGGGGGGCACCAAGAAGUCACUGGACCUGACGGGACCGCUGUUGCUCGGGGGGGUCCCGACGCUGCCCGAGAGUUUCCCGAUCCGGAGCCGCCACUUUGUGGGGUGUAUGAGGCACCUGCACAUCGACCAGCGCCCCGUGGACAUGGGCACCUUCAUCGCCAACAACGGCACCCUGCCCGGCUGCCCGCACAAGAAGACCCUCUGCGACCCCACCACGUGCCACAACGGGGGCACCUGCGUGCACGAGUGGGGGGGCUUCAGCUGCCGCUGCCCCCUCGGCUUCGGGGGCAAAACCUGCCAGGAAGAGAUGGCCGCUCCGCAGCGGUUCGUGGGCAGCAGCCGCGUGGCGUGGGCGGGGCUGGCGCUGCCCCUCGCCCUGCCCUGGCACCUCCGGCUCAUGUUCCGCACCCGCCACCCACGGGGGGUCCUGCUGAGGGCGGGGGCGGGGGGGCGCCUCAGCCUCACCCUGCAGCUGAGCGAGGGGCAGCUGGAGGUGGGGGCCUGGCAGGGGGGUGCCCGCCUGGCCGUCCUGCGCCUGCCCCAGGCCAAGGUAGACGACGGCGCCUGGCACCAUGUGGAGCUGGAGCUGCGGGGGGGCGGGCCCGGCCGCGACCCCCCUGCCACCCUCCUCCUCCUCACCCUCGACUACGGCCGCCACCAGGUGGUGGGCGAUGUGCCCGGGGAGCUGCAGGGGCUGCGGCUGCGGACCCUCAGCCUGGGGGGGCUGCCCGGGGAAGGGGGAACCGUGGAGGAGGGGUUCCGGGGGUGCCUGCAGGGGCUGCGCGUGGGGGACGCGGCAGUGACGGCAGGUGCCCUGAGCCUGGCACAGGCUGCCCAGAUGAACGUGGAGGGGGGCUGUGCCCUGCCCGACCCCUGCGACUCGGGGCCCUGCCCCCCCCACAGCUACUGCAGCAACGACUGGGACAGCUUCUCAUGCCGCUGCCACCCUGGGUACUUUGGGGACAGCUGUGUCAGCGCCUGUGCCCUGGACCCCUGCGAGCCCCCGGGCACAUGUGCCCGCCGGCCGGGCACGGCCCCCGGCUACGCCUGCCACUGCCCCGCGGGCACCUUCGGCACCCUGUGCCAGCACCGGGAGGCCCAGCCGUGCCCACGGGGGUGGUGGGGACACCCCACAUGUGGCCCCUGCAGCUGUGACGCCUCGAGGGGCUUCGACCCCGACUGCAACAAGACCACGGGCGAGUGUCGCUGCAAGGACAACCACUACCGGCCCGCGGGCAGUGACACGUGCCAGCCGUGCGAGUGCUACCCCACGGGAUCGCUGUCGCGGCGCUGCGAUGCCACCAGCGGGCAGUGCCCCUGCAAGGCAGGGGUCAUCGGCCGCCACUGCGACCGCUGCGACAACCCCUUCGCCGAGGUGACAGCGGGCGGCUGCGAAGUGAACUAUGACAGCUGUCCCCGGGCCAUCGAGGCCAACAUCUGGUGGCCCCGCACCCGGUUUGGGCUCCCGGCAGCCGCACCCUGUCCCAAGGGCUCCGUGGGCACGGCCCUGCGCCACUGCGACGAGCACAAGGGGUGGCUGCCCCCCAACCUCUUCAACUGCAGUGCCCUGGCCUUCGCUGCCCUGCGCCCCUGGGCGGAGCAGCUGGUGGGCAACGAGUCGCGCUGGGACGCGGGGCAGUCGCGCCGGGUGGCACUGGCGCUGCGCGAGGCCACGCGUGGAGCCCGCGGGUACUUCGGCAGCGACGUGCGCCUGGCAUACCGCCUGGCAGGGGCUCUGCUGCGCCACGAGAGCCGCCAGCGUGGCUUCCGCCUCGCCGCCACGCAGGACGUGCACUUCACCGAGAACCUGCUACGGGUGGGCAGUGCCCUGCUGGACGCGGACAACAAGCGGCACUGGGAGCUGAUCCAGCAGACGGAGGGGGGCACGGCCCAGCUGCUGCGGCACUUCGAGGAGUACGCGCGGGCCCUGGCACGGAACAUGCCCCAGACCUACCUGAGCCCCUUCACCAUCGUCACCCCCAACAUCGUGGUGUCGGUGGUGCGGCUGGACAAGAGCAGCCCAGCGGGUGCCCGCCUGCCCCGCUACGAGGCCCUGCGGGGGGAGAAGCCCCCAGACCUGGAGACCACCGUCAUCCUGCCCGACAGUGUCUUCUGGUCCCCCGAGGGCAGGCGCCCCUCCAGCGGGCACGGCCAGGCCCCGCCAGGCGCAGGCGGGCAGGAGGAGGAAGAGGAGGAGGAAGAGGCCGAAGAGGAGGAGGAGGACGGCGAGGUGACCGUGGUGACCCGGCACAGGCGACACCCGGCCCUGGGCGAGGGCCAGGCCAUCGCCAGCGUCAUCAUCUACCGCACCCUGGCAGGGCUCCUCCCGCCGCGCUUCGACAGCGACAAGCGCAGCCUCCGGGUGCCCAAGCGCCCCAUUAUCAACACACCCGUGGUCAGCAUCAGUGUCCACGCGGGGGGCACGGCGGGCACAGGCACCCCCCGGGCACUGGCCAAGCCCAUCACCCUCCAGUUCCGGCUCCUGGAGACGCAGGAACGCUCCAAGCCCAUCUGCGUGUUCUGGAACCACUCCCUGCGGACGGGGGGCGCAGGCGGUUGGUCGGCGCGGGGCUGCGAGGUCGCCUUCAGGAACCGGAGCCACGUGAGCUGCCAGUGCCACCACCUGACCAGCUUCGCCGUCCUCAUGGACAUAUCCCGCCGGGAGAACGGGGAGGUGCUGCCCCUGGCGGCCCUGACCUACGGCUCUCUGGGGGUGGCCCUGGCGGGGCUGGUCCUGGUGGUGCUGGCCCUGGGCACCCUGCGGGGGCUGCGCUCCAACCGCCACAGCAUCCGGCGGCACGGUGCCGCCGCCCUGCUCCUGGCACAGCUCGUGUUCCUGCUCGGCAUCAACCAGGCCGAGCUCCCGCUGGCCUGCACGGUGGUGGCCAUCCUGCUGCAGUUCCUGUACCUGGGGGCGGUGGGCUGGGGGCUGCUGGAGGCCCUUCACCUGUACCGGCGCCGCAGCGAGCCCCGCAGCGUGGACAGGGGGCCCAUGCGCUUCUACCACGUGCUGGGCUGGGGGCUGCCUGCCUUCAUCACCGGCCUGGCCGUGGGAUUGGACCCCGAGGGUUACGGGACCCCCGAGUUCUGCUGGCUGGCCCUGCACGACCCCCUCGUGUGGAGCUUGGCCGGCCCCGCCGCCGCCGCCCUCGCCGUCGGCAUCUUCUUCCUGGUGCUGGCGGGCAGGGCCGCGUGCGCCACCCCACAGGGCUUCCAGAAGAAGGGCUCGGCGUCGGGGGUCCGCACAGCAGCCGUGCUCCUGACUGUGCCCAGCCUGGCCUGGCUGCUGGCCCUGCUGUCGGUGAACAGUGAUGCCCUGCUGUGCCACUACCUGUUUGCUGCCUCCAACUGCCUCCAGGGGCCCCUCAUGUUCCUGUCCUGUGUGGUGCUGAGCAAGGAGGUGCGGAGGAGCCUCCGCCUGAGCUGUGCCCGCCGCCACCACCCCCCACUGGCCACCAAGGCCACCCUGACACCCCCCCCCAGGGGGCUCGGGGGGGCUCGGGGCAGCCCAGCCGUGACAUCCCUGUGCCUGUGCCAGGCGUACAGCGGGGACAGCACAUAUGUGGCAGGGCCGCUGUGCCCCCCCCCGGGCGGGGGGUCCUCGGGAUCCCUGCACAGCACAGCCCGGUCAGGCAAGAGCCAUCACAGCUACAUCCCCUUCGUCAGGAGGGAGGACUCGGGGCUGGCGGGCAGCCCGGGGCUGCUGCCCGAGCCCGGGGGACUCUUCCUCGAUGCGCAGGAGCAGCCCGAGGAGCACGACACGGACUCGGACAGUGACCUGUCCCUGGACGACCCGAGCGGCUCCUACGGCUCCACCCACUCGUCGGACAGCGACGACGAGCCCCCCCCCGGCUGGGACCCCCUGCCUGGGGCUCCCCCGCCCCCCCCCGGCCCCGGUGCCGCCCGGAUGCCCCCGGGGUGCCCGUACUGGCCCGGGGAAUUCGUGACGACGGCGAGCGAGAGCGAGGGCGUGGCAGGCACCGAGGGGCUGCGGGUGCAGCCGGCAGGGGGGGCAAGGGGCCCCCCCCGGGGAGACCCUCCCAGGCCCAACGGGGAAGCCCUGCCCAGGGAACCCCUGCUGCUGCCCCUGCCCCACCCACACAAAGGGAUCCUGAAGAAGAAGUGCCUGCCCCCCAUCAGUGAGCGGGGGGGCAGUGCCCAGCGCCCCGGGCCCCCACCGCCGCCCCCUGCGGGUACGGUCGCCUCGUCAGGCAGUGACGGGGGUGCUCCCCCGGCCCCCCGGGCCCGGCAGAGCCUCGAGGAGCAGCUGAGCGGCCUCACCCCCAUCGCCAUGAGCAUCCGCGCAGGCACCGCUGAUGAGGACUCCUCCGGCUCCGAAUUUCUGUUCUUUAAUUUUCUCCAUUAACUCAUGGGGGGGUCCUGCCUCCCCUCAUCGCCCCCACCCCUUCAUCAUCCCUCCAGGGCGGGCACUGGGUGCUGGGGGGCAUAGAGGGCACUCUGGCACCCCCCCCAUCACGCAUCUGUCUGUCUUGUUUUUUAUCCCCCCCCCAACACACACUUUGUGCCAACCCCCCCAUUUUAUCCAUCCCCUCCCUCCCCCCCCCAGGAGCGACGAGACCUCGAUCUAACGGGGACCCACCCAGCGGGAACUGCCCCCCCCAGUGCCAGGGGGGCACCAGGACACUGGGGGGGGGAGGGCACCGGGACUGGGGGGGGGGCACCAGGAUUGAGGAGGAGGGGAAAGGAGCCACAGCCCCCCUCCCUCCCCAUUGCACUUUGGAUCCUGGCAGGGAUUGGCACCUUGGGAAGGGGGGGUGGCAUCAGGUGCCCCCCCUCACCCUCCCCCCCAGUCAUCAUCCCCCACGCCCGGCAAAGGGUUUUAUUUAAAAAAUACAUGAAAAUACAAAAAAAAAGGGAUUUAUAACCCCCUACCAUUGUGCCGACCCCCCAACCCCCCCCAAGGUGCCAACCCCCCCUCCAUUGUGCCAAUUGUGGUGCCAGUUGUGGUGCCAACCCCCCCGGGGUGGGGUCAGGUGGGGGGUGCAGGGAUUUCUGAGCCCCCCCCAUAGUUACCCAUCCCCCCCCAGGGGUGGGGGUUAGGGGGGGCACCCAGAGGUGGGGCUUGGGGGGGGAGGAGAGAGAACCCUGCAUGCUGAGGGGUGGGCAGGGGGGUUUCUAUGGCUGACGGGACCUUUUGUAAUUAAAGCAAAACCCAGAGGG